Molecule: messenger RNA, 4027 nt
Organism: Porites lobata
Lineage: Eukaryota; Metazoa; Cnidaria; Anthozoa; Scleractinia; Poritidae
Source: the annotation of a GenBank genome assembly
AUGGCGUCAGAGACUCACGAAGAGGAAGAAUAUUUUCCGUCUUUUCCUUCAAAACUGUUUCAUAUGGUAGAGAAUGACAAGUACAAUGGGAUAAUUUGGUGGACCGAGGUGAGACAAUAUUUUAUAUUUUUUCUUGUUUAAUUUGGCCGAUUUAGACGAUACCGCGUCGUUCCAAUGAAUGCGACGGUGCCAACAGUGUACCUUCCAGACCUUCGAAUCAUCGACGCGUUGUCAUGCAGUUAACAUAUGAGUUAAAGUAUACUCUUUGUUCCUUGUUCUGCAGAAUGGAGAUGGGUUCUUCAUUUGCAAAGAGAGAGAGUUCGUAAAAUCUGAUAUACUGGACAAGUACAGAGUCAAGAGUUAUGGCAGCUUCACACGACAACUCGGCAAAUGUAAGUACAGUCCGUGUGAUUUUUGUUUUCCUUCCUUGACAGGUUGGGCCAUGUACGGAGUCGUGGGGUCGGGAGGGUGCACUAAACGGAAGCUUUGGUAGGGUGGUGCUGCUGAGGUCUUCCAAAAGGGCUAAAGGGAAAAAUGGAGGAAGCCAAGGAAAGAGGGCUGGGAGCUGGGAAGGUAGGAAGUCUGGACCCCUUGUUCUCCCUGGUACCCUGUUUAAAAGGACAAGAUGUUUUCAAGGCUGUAGCCCUAAGAACACAUAAUGAUUCAUAAUGAUAAAUUAAAUACAAGGUACAUCACUGCGAUUUAUAGGUAAAAAACCAGAGCACAAGCCCUUACAUGUAAGCCUAAAGUGUGGACCUGCAGUUCAGAAGGCUGUUCGGCGACUUUGAAAGAAACAGUCAUUUAGCAUUUUUUUUUUUGAUAUAUAAAUGAUUGUAUUAUUAUUUAAUUUGUCUUUUCACUGAAAUUGAGUGCUAAAUUGCUUUUCUGUUACUUGGUAUGCCUUAAGAAGUAGAAAUUGUAAAGAAGUGGCCACUAUGUCAUGUAAUAUCAUAUUAUUACAAUUUUAAAAAUAGUUCUAACAAGAAAAUUGAAAUCCACAAGUUAAAUGUAUGUGGUGAUGUGUAUGUUAAGCAAAAUAAAUUUAAAAUCAGCUGAAUUCUUGUCAUUUGGAUUAUAAACAAACACUGUCUAGAGAUUCCAUUAACAGGGUAUGUUUUAUAAUUUUUUUCAAUCAUGACUAGCUAUAGGUUACUUUGCAUUAUAUUUACACUGUAUGCAUUCAGGCCAUCUGAUAUUACGCGAUGGUGCGAUUUCGCACAAUUGACCUCAAAUCGCAUCCGAUCACACAAUUUGAGGAAAAUCACAUAAUUCGUAAAAACAUACUGAAUUAAAGUAAAGUAAAUAAUGAAUUCUAACUUUAAUCAAACAUUUUCCCAAUCUUAAUGUUAUUUAAUGUGAUUUACCAUUAAAGAAAGCCUUGCAAGACACCUGAAAUCUUCGAUCGCAGUAUCUGGGCAGCCAUUUUGAUUUCAGAGACAAGCAGUGUGGUCAGCGAUGUAACGGCGUCAUGUAAUAUUAAGCAAGUGCCCUUUUUCUUUUCCGGGUCAAAAUAAUUGAACAAAUUUAACUAUUUUGUUUAAAACUAGAUGUUUUAUUAUUCCUUUACAUUCAAAUUGCCUGUUAAACAACAUAAAAGUGGUUUUUCGCCUUUGAAACCUGGUAAAACGAUGUAAAUUAGCCCUGAAAAAAUCGCAUAAUUUAUCGCAUAAUAGUCCUAUCUUAUCGCACAAUCUACCCUGAAAAUAUCGCACAAUUUCUUAUUUUUUAUCGCACCCUAUGAGAUGGCCUGUGCGUUGUCUAAGUUUGGUAUGCUUAAACUGACUUUCGACUCAGCUUUGCUAUAAUAGUCAUAUUAAUAAUAGUGCAAGUUUUUGUGGCUUCAGGCAGCUUGGGUGGACUAUUUAUUCUAUAAGACUGACCACUCAAGGUAAACCCUGAUCAAGUAUGCAUGCCCUGUAAUUUGAUCUUGGCUAGGCUGGUCAAGGUUUCUUGGCAAGCUAGACCAAUUUUUGGCCCUGCCAGCAGUGGCCAGUGCAGGCCAAUUGUAGGCCAAACUUUUCUGCUUCUCCUCGCCAGGCUUUGCCAGUUUUGACCCUGGCCAGCAACGGCCUGUCCAGGCCAUGCAGAUCUUGUCUGUUUUUUGCUUUUCCUUCUCAAUUUAGGCCACGGCCAACUGCAGCCAGGCCAGGCCGGGCUGACCCUGUGGCCGCGGCUUCCCCGGUUUCUUUAUCCCCUGACCAACAUGGCCAAAGCCCGGCUCACCCCGGCUUUCAGGCCAGGCUUUAACCCCGGUCUGGCCGGGUUCCUGAUGCAAGGGCAUGUACAUUAGCUCUUCUUUUGGGGGAUCCUGCAAGACAUCUUUAUAUGAGUGGUCAGUAGGUAAAAGGAGUCUUGAGAGAUGGCAUCCUAUUGGCACUUGCUCUGCUUGCAUUCAAAAUGGAGAUCUUGCUUGCAUGGUUAACCCAAAUAUCACGACUUGCACCAAUUAGCACUAGGCCUGAGAUAAAUUUUAAUCUGGGUUUCAUUUUCUUAUUUUUAAAAGUACACUCGUGGAUAAAUUUGUCUAUUCUUUUGAGAAAAUCCAAUCAUCAAAUUGUAGAGAAAAAGGAACAAAGUUUUGAAUUUUCUUCUAAGCUUUGAUCAUGCAUAUCUGAAUUCAAAUUUGUACUAGCCCUGGGUUAUCUUAAUUAGCUUUAAACAACCUCAGCAUGCCAAGAAAGUCGUGUCCGAUAGCCCGGGGAUAGUGAUGGAUAGUAAAGGAUAGAUAGGGAUAGUGAGUGCUUAGUAAACCUCCCAAGGACAUGUGCAUCCAUAAAUCGAUGGUUGCACUGCUGCAAACUUUAUGGGGAAUUUACCAGUAAUCUGGCACCGUGCGGGGUGCCCAGAUCAUUCUUUAAUUUGCAAGAUCUUUUCUUUCUAUAUCAAUAAUAAACCUUUCCAUUGAAUAUCAAGAAGUUUUCUGUCUCAAUGUUUAUCAAAUGGACGAAAAAAUGGAUUUGCACAAAUUUGCUCCUUCCAAAUAUGUGGCAAAUAUGAUAUAAUUUAAGCAGUUAUUGUUUAGAUACACAUGUGUACAUGUAUACAGGACAGGCACAAUUUUUUUAUCAUUUACCAACUGCAUGUCUAACAUUACACUGUACACUGCUUAAUCUUUUCCAGAAUCCUUUUAGUUGUGAGCAUUUUCAUGGUUUAAAAGCUCAGCAUUGGAUUAUUCAUUUAUUCAUUUAUUGAUUAAGUUUUGGUGUGAGGGCCACUAUGGAGAAUACUAGAAUUUUAAAGAUCUUUUAUUAAAAUCACUAUUUGUAAAUAGGCUUUUUAUCAUGAUUGUUGCAAUUUAUUAUUAUCAAUUUUGUUUUUAGAGGGCCACUAGAGAGAAAACGUUUCGUAGUAAUUGGAGUCAUCCUCUUAAAUUGAAGGUUAUAUGGGUUUUGUUUUUGACCUUGCAUGCGCUGUCGGUUUGAAGGAUGUUUCAGGUAUAACGUAUAACCCCAUUCCACCUGGGCAUAAAAAACGAUUUUCACUUAAGGUUCAAAAGGAUGCAUUAUUGACUUGGAAGCUGCAUGACAGUGGUAAUUGGUAGCUGCUGGAGAUUUUGAAGAACAUUUAGUUUUUUAUCAUUCUAAUGUACUCUAGAUGGCUUCCAUAAAAAACGAAGACAAACCCAAGAGCGAGCAAAUGGGCCCUCAUCCUAUUACUGCCAUGACGAAGGUUAUUUUAAAAGAGGUUGUAAAGAUUUACUCGUGAAUAUCAUUAAAAAGGUUAGUAACACUUUAGGUUAGUAUGUGUAACCAACUAAUACACAGAUGUAAAAGUAUGUGUCAAAAAUUACACAUAAGAUAAUGAUAUUAUUAUAUAUUUUUUGAAAUUUUAUUCAUCAUUAGUCAAUGAAUAAGAUCAUGAAUUUUGUUCUUUAAUUGCAACACUCCUGAAGCUUCUUGUAGAUUGGGAAUUUAGUAUAAUUAAGAGGCUAAACUAGUGAUUUUGGAUUAAAUGCAAUUUGUUCUCUCAUUUAUAGGAAAAUCAGGGAACUAAAAAAGAAACAUCCUCCAAAGCGGGUAAGGAUUAG